This is a messenger RNA of Astyanax mexicanus (Mexican tetra), 1841 nucleotides long. RefSeq names its product FXYD domain containing ion transport regulator 7 (gene fxyd7). The record is from RefSeq and is a predicted model, not a curated record. Gene Ontology annotation, cellular component: membrane. Gene Ontology annotation, molecular function: sodium channel regulator activity. The transcript has 6 exons. Bases 174 to 386 code for a protein of 70 amino acids. Lineage: Eukaryota; Metazoa; Chordata; Actinopteri; Characiformes; Acestrorhamphidae. Gene Ontology annotation, biological process: regulation of sodium ion transmembrane transporter activity.
AUUUAUACUCACCGUCAACUGAUGAGCAUGUGCGCCUCUCCUCCUCCUUCUUCUCCUCCUCCUCUUCUCUCUCCUCUUCUCCAUCAUUCCUCCACUCCACUACAGCAGAAAGAUCCCUGACUGAGAGAGAAGCAGGAGAAACUGAGGAAAAGCCCAGCCCAGAACCACCAGUCAUGUCCUCUUCAGAAGAGUCGGCGUGGGACGACCAAAGUGCCUUCAAUUAUGACUACGAGACGUUGCGAACCACGGGGGUCAUUCUUGCGGUGGUAAUGUUUGUGGCCGGGAUCCUCAUAGCCCUGAGUAAAAAAUUCAAAUGCUCAAAAUCGUCCAACUCAAGUCCAGUGGAACGCCCUCCAAAGACAGAAGUACCUCCACAGACGGUAUAGAGGCGUCUAUCUACCAUGGAGGCACCUGGACAAGCUGAUGUACUCGAGACUGCUCUUAAGAAUGUGGAGGAGAGCUGCACGUGAUUGUCCUCUACUUUUUAUUCCGGACUCCUUCUGUUUAAAUUUGAGGUCUUAUCCUGUAAGAAUAGUUUGUUUUCAGAAUGUUCUCGUUUAUUUAUUCUUCACUUCAUGAGAAAGAUCUAAGUUGUACUUCUGCUCACUGGAUACUGUAUGGGUUCUACCUCAUAUCUCCAAUAUACAGGCAUAACGUUACUGUGUUGGGUACAAUGUUGAGUCAGACACACACUGGUCCACUACUCUGAGCAUAUGGUGUAUUUGGGUGGUGGUGUUUGGAUGGUGUCGCUAAUACAUGGUCCACGCUUGAGCAUGGUCCACCUAACAAGGUCUUAGAGCUAGAGGAUGGCCAACACAAUUUCAACAUCAACAAUGUAGACGUUUCCAAUAAAGUGGCCAGCUGCACACUCGUGUUACUUUACAUACUAUACAUUGGCAAUGGACUGCUCAUCUGUUCAGCUCACUAUUGGUGUCUCGUGGUGUGUAUGUAAAUUGACCCAUUUAAUUAAAGAAUGUCAGAAUCAUUUUAUUACCCUUUUUUAUCCACAUAUAUGAGAUAAAUAAGCAUUAUCGACUGUUUAAAUUUCAUUCAAAUGGUUUAACUUUAAGGUACAGCAAUAAUAUUCCAUUAUAACCACAUUUAACCAUCCAAAUGUAGAUAUUAGUAGUCAUAUUUUUGGUUUAUAAUGCACAAAAUUGGGUAAUCAAAUUAUUCACACUUUACCGAUCAUCAUUUAUUAUUAAUCUGUGAAAAAGGUGCAUUAAUUCAUUUAAAUUGCCUCUUUUGUCACUACUUGGUUCAAUUGAUUGAAUUAGUAUGCACAUAAUAUAAAAUGCAUAUAAAAUAAACAUUAAAUCAUUUUUAAUUUAUAGUACAGUGAUUCCAUAACACCAAUGCUAUGGUAAAGGUUCCAUGCUCCUAAAAUAAGUAAAAAUAUUAUUUUUCCUAUUUUUAAACUUUGAUUAAAUGGGUUAAUUUCUACACCUCUAUCCUAUCCUCCAAAAUCUCACCUUUAUUUGCCUUUAUUUUAAAAGUUUUAAGUAAGUUUUUAGUUUUAAACGUUUACACUAACAGCAUUACAGGGAAGGCUAGUACGUAUAUAAUGAUGAACAACUUCGCAAAACAAUCUACGCACAACCUCUUACACUGCACUGCUUCUGUUACAGGCUUCUAAUACUUCUAAUAUUUACGGUUAGCAUGUAAAACUAAUGCAGAUUGAAACGUUACGUUGAGAAAUGUCCACGAGUUCUGGUACCUGGACCACAUUUGGUACCUUUGUAGUUUUUAAUCUGUGUUCAUAUAUGAUAUACAGUAUACUUAAAAAGUGGAACUGUUUAUUGCAAAAAAUAAGAUGUCAAUAAAAAGAUUCAGAAUGGUCA